This is a messenger RNA of Laccaria bicolor S238N-H82, 309 nucleotides long. RefSeq lists its product as uncharacterized. The record is from RefSeq and is a predicted model, not a curated record. Lineage: Eukaryota; Fungi; Basidiomycota; Agaricomycetes; Agaricales; Hydnangiaceae. The transcript is spliced from 2 exons. Bases 1 to 309 code for a protein of 102 amino acids.
AUGACCACCUCCAACCGCGCAACUGCAACGAACUCUAUCCGACCAGCCUCAAACGCCACUCAACGAACAUCGAGAUGUAGCAGGUGCAGCGAAUGUCAUGGGUGCUAUCAAGCGUCAACGGUAAGUUCUUACAGCGCAAGCCUGUCGUCGUUCAAUCUUUGGUUCUUGCUGAUGCGCUCUCAUUUCAACCAAAUUUGUCUGAUACUGGAACUACCGCCCGAACCUGUGCGGGCUAAAUCAGAAUUGGCAAUUCCAAUGGCUGCUCGGAGGCCGAGCAUACCGCAACCGCUCUACGGUAACCCUCCAUGA